AUGGAGCAAACCAUGAUUUUGAUUACUGAUGGAGUUGCAGAUGGGGUAGCAAAGGAGGGGGAGAAAGAGCAUGUGAUAGAACAACAGAUGGCCUUGGUUAUGGAUGGGGCUGUGGAAUGUAGAGAGCUAUCGCAAAGUUUAGAGGUGGUUGAUGCCAAUGAGUUAUGGGAUGCCGACUGUCCUGGUGGUGUAAUGGCCAUGAGGGGUAGACUCGAAGCUAGCAUAUUAAAUGACAACAUCAACGAUUACAUGUUUCAAGGCCUACUUCUUAGAGCCAAUUGGUUUAAACUUUUGAUUUUGGACAACCUGGAAGACAUUUAUGAUGAUGCUGAAGAUUAUUAUCCAUAUGAAGAUGAAGAAGACGACCUAGAUGAAGUUUACUUUAGCAGUUCAGCAAAUCAUCAGGAAUCAAAGGUGGGGGGAGAUAAUGGUUAUGUCAAGUCAGGAUGCCAAGAAGCAAGGCUAGUCUAUCAACCAAAUUUCCAGGACACUGGUGCUGGUUCAUCCUCAGAACCUUUGGAGGCUGCAAAAAGUGCAACUGGGCGACGGGCAAAACGGGAACUCAAAUAUGAAGCUGCUGAUAAACCUACUGCAAGAAAGCACCAGCAACAUCUGCUAAGGUUGGGUCGAACAUGA
Messenger RNA from Carya illinoinensis, 636 nucleotides. RefSeq lists its product as uncharacterized. The record is from RefSeq and is a predicted model, not a curated record. NCBI's taxonomy places the organism in Eukaryota, Viridiplantae, Streptophyta, Magnoliopsida, Fagales, Juglandaceae. The coding region runs from base 1 to 636 and encodes 211 amino acids. The transcript is spliced from 3 exons.